GGGGCGGCAGCGGCUCAACGGGAUGUUGACUGGCUUUUGCUUCUCUUGCCAGCGCUGUGGGGCCAGGGCAGAAGCCUCCACCGGGGCCACUCCUCGGGCUGCCUCUCCGGAAUGAGGCCUCAGCGCCCGCGCGGGACGGGCCCCUUUCCCCUCCGAGAGAGCCCAAGGAGAGGCCGAAACCGAGACGAUGCCUGGGAAGCUGAAGGUGAAAAUCGUGGCCGGGCGCCAUUUGCCAGUGAUGGACAGAGCUAGUGACCUGACAGAUGCCUUCGUGGAGGUAAAAUUUGGUAAUACCACCUUUAAAACAGAUGUGUGUCUCAAGUCCCUCAACCCUCAGUGGAACUCAGAAUGGUUUAAAUUUGAGGUGGACGAUGAAGAUUUACAGGAUGAACCUCUCCAGAUCACAGUUCUUGACCACGAUACUUACAGUGCAAAUGAUGCCAUUGGCAAAGUCUACAUUGAUAUCGAUCCUUUACUCUACAGUGAGGCUGCCACUGUCAUCUCAGGAUGGUUUCCAAUUUAUGAUACCAUUCAUGGUAUCCGUGGGGAAAUCAAUGUAGUUGUCAAAGUAGACCUCUUCAACGAUUUAAACCGAUUCAGGCAGUCGUCAUGUGGAGUGAAAUUCUUCUGCACAACAUCUAUUCCAAAAUGCUACAGAGCUGUGAUAAUUCAUGGAUUUGUAGAAGAACUUGUGGUCAAUGAAGACCCAGAAUAUCAAUGGAUUGAUCGAAUUCGCACACCAAGGGCAUCAAAUGAGGCCAGACAGAGACUCAUUUCCUUAAUGUCAGGCGAACUGCAGAGGAAGAUUGGCUUGAAAGUGCUUGAAAUGAGAGGAAAUGCGGUGGUUGGGUACUUACAGUGCUUUGAUCUGGAAGGCGAAUCUGGGUUAGUGGUACGAGCCAUAGGAACAGCGUGCACACUGGAUAAAUUAAGUAGCCCAGCAGCAUUCCUUCCCGCAUGUAAUUCCCCAUCCAAAGAAAUGAAGGAGAUUCCCUUCAAUGAAGAUCCCAACCCCAAUACUCACUCAUCAGGACCCUCAACCCCUCUGAAAAACCAAACUUAUUCCUUUUCACCUUCCAAGUCCUACAGUCGACAGUCCUCUUCUUCUGACACAGAUUUGAGUUUGACACCCAAAACUGCACCUUACCCACAGGGGCCUAGGAUUUACCUGUGUCCCAGCUCCCCCUCUCUCUCUCGUGGUUCCCUUCAUCUUAAAAAGUCCUGUCUCCUCCUCUCGGAAUCUAGCCUUCCCCCUCAUCCUUCUAGCCUUGUCAGCCCAGUUCUGAGGAAAAGUGUUUCUUUCAGUGAAGAGCUGUUCCUGGCUGCUUCUGGAAUGGGAAGUGGUAGUGCUGGAAAAGAAGGGGGGCCCUUUAAAGCUCUUUUAAGACAACAGACUCAGUCAGCAUUGGAACAGAGGGAAUUUCCGUUUUUCACCUUGACGGCGUUCCCUCCUGGAUUUCUCGUGCACGUUGGGGGUGUAGUUAGCGCGCGCUCAGUGAAGCUUUUGGAUCGUAUCCACAAUCCUGAUGAACCAGAAACUCGAGACGCGUGGUGGGCAGAAAUCAGACAAGAAAUAAAGUCACAUGCCAAAGCGUUAGGCUGUCAUGCUGUAGUGGGCUACAGUGAAUCAACUAGCAUCUGUGAAGAGGUCUGUAUUUUAUCCGCGUCCGGCACGGCAGCUGUACUGAACCCUAGAUUUCUGCAGGAUGGCACCGUGGAGGGCUGUUUGGAACAGAGGCUAGAAGAAAAUUUGCCUGCAGGCUGUGGAUUUUGCCAUAUACCAUAUGAUGAACUGAAUAUGCCAUUUCCAGCUCAUCUCACCCAUUGCUACAACUGCAGGAAACAAAAAGUUCCUGAUGUUCUCUUUACAACCAUAGACCUGCCAGUGGAUGCGACGGUUAUAGGAAAAGGUUGUCUCAUUCAAGCAAGGUUGUGUCGCUUAAAAAAGAAAGCACAGGCAGAAGCAAAUGCCACAGCUAUCAGUAAUCUGCUGCCAUUUAUGGAGUAUGAAGUGCACACUCAGCUGAUGAAUAAGCUGAAACUCAAAGGAAUGAAUGCUUUAUUUGGACUGAGAAUCCAGAUCUCAGUGGGUGAAAACAUGCUCAUGGGCUUAGCGUCGGCUACAGGUGUGUACUUAGCAGCCUUACCAACGCCCGGAGGUAUUCAGAUUGCCGGCAAGACUCCUAACGAUGGCUCUUACGAGCAGCACAUAUCUCACAUGCAGAAGAAGAUAAACGACACGAUUGCUAAGAAUAAAGAGCUGUAUGAAAUCAACCCUCCGGAGAUGUCUGAAGAGAUUAUAGGGUCACCCAUUCCAGAACCGAGACAGCGCUCAAGACUUCUGAGAUCGCAGUCAGAAAGCUCUGAUGAAGUUGCCGAAUUGGACCUUUCACAUGGGAAAAAAGAUGCAUUUGUUUUGGAGAUCGACGACACAGAUGCUAUGGAAGACGUACAUUCUCUCCUGACUGAUGUUCCACCUCCUUCAGGCUUUUAUAGUUGUAAUACAGAAAUUAUGCCUGGUAUAAAUAAUUGGACAUCUGAAAUACAGAUGUUCACAUCAGUGAGAGUAAUCCGAUUAAGCAGCCUCAACCUGACAAAUCAAGCUCUCAAUAAGAACUUCAAUGAUCUCUGUGAAAAUUUGCUUAAGAGCCUGUAUUUUAAGCUACGGUCUAUGAUCCCCUGCUGCCUUUGCCAUGUAAAUUUCACAGUGUCUCUCCCAGAAGAUGAAUUAAUUCAGGUUACAGUCACGGCAGUUGCAAUAACUUUUGACAAAAAUCAGGCUUUACAAACCGCAAAAACUCACGCUGAGAAGUCAUUGCAAAGAGCCUCUACAGAUAAUGAAGAACUCCUGCAGUUUCCACUGGAGCUCUGCUCAGACUCACUCCCUUCUCAUCCUUUUCCACCGGCUAAAGAACACCUGGAGAGUGCAAGUUCUAACUCAGGUAUACCAGCUGCACAGAGAGCGACGUCAGUUGAUUACAGUUCCUUUGCAGACAGAUGCAGCAGCUGGAUAGAGCUCAUUAAACUGAAAGCUCAGACCAUAAGGCGCGGAUCGAUUAAGACAACUGUGACAGUCGAAAAAGCGAGUCCAGUGGGUGAAGGAAAUUUCCGGAAUCGUUCUUCGCCACCUUGUGCCAAUUCUACAGUUGGGGUUGUUAAGAUGACACCCCUUUCUUUCAUUCCUGGAGCAAAAAUAACUAAAUAUCUUGGGAUAAUUAACAUGUUUUUUAUUCGGGAAACCACUUCUCUUCGUGAGGAAGGAGGAGUCAGCGGCUUCCUCCACGCCUUCAUCGCUGAAGUGUUCGCGAUGGUGAGAGCCCACGUGGCGGCGCUCGGCGGGAACGCUGUUGUCUCCUACAUCAUGAAGCAGUGCGUCUUCAUGGAGAACCCGAAUAAAAACCAGGCACAAUGUCUGAUAAACGUCAGUGGUGACGCAGUGGUUUUUGUUCGUGAAUCUGAGCUAGAAGUGGUAUCAACCCAGCAACCCACUGCCAACUGCCAGCCAGCCUGCGCUGGAGGGGAAGUUACAACCUGAAGUCGGUCAGAAAGGAAGCGCCCAGCUGAGUGGCAUUCACCUGUCUCCAUGGUUUUCUCAUUAAUUAUCUUUCUCAACUUAAAAAGUGAACUUCAUUUGAGAUGCUAAGAAUUGCUACAUCUUAUGAGUGUGUUUGAUUUGUCUGGAAUCACUUGGAGGCAGGAGAACUUUCAAAUCGUGCCGAGACAGGCAGCCCCGUGGGGCCUUGACCCCCAGUCAGUUCAGGUAAAUUUCUCAGAGGACUGUAGCAACGAUGGAAGCUGUUUGUAAUUUAUUUUGAUUUUAAUAAAAUCAUAAUUUAAAAAAUGAGAUGGUAAGGUUAUCAGGAAAUUGGGAUAGCUCUCCUAGUAUAGUUUAGAAAAACUAAGCAAGAAAUUCGCAGUUUGUUAAUGAGUAAAUCAUCCGAAUGUGUAAUGGGAAAAAUGGAGAAAAAUUUUCAGAACACUGUGUGGGUUUCUUAGUGUGUGAUUUUGAUGAGGAAUUUGGUAACAACUGAAAGGGAAGAGUGAGUCAGCCAUCUUUAAAAAGAAGUUCAAAUUCUGCAACCUGUAUUCAUAGUAAGUCCCAGAGACUGGAAAAGAAAAAGUCAUUGAUCAGAGCCAGUGUCCUUCCAUUGGAAGUUUAAAUAAUGUCUGUAAGGAAGGAGGGGAAAAAAAUACCGUAUAACUUUGUUUCUGGCCAAGUUUCAGUUUAUCAGUUUGUCUAAAAGAGGCUUGGCUUCAACUGGGAAGAAAAGGCCAGUGAAUUUUGUUGAAGUGGUUAAAAUAUAACUGACCUAGGAGGAAUGUAAAAUUGUUUUCUCAUAAAAUUGUACUGCACUCCUCCCAAAUAAACAGCAUUUUAAUAAUAUCUUAGGGAUUUUUGAUGGUAAGUCAGACUGUAUUUGGCAUAGACUCUGGAAAUGUAACUUGAAUGUAAAUACAAUGCAGAAUGCUGAAUGUAUAGAGAGAAACUCUUUUUCUGUCAAUGCCAAAUACGUGUUACAAAUGAACCUGCAAAAGUACAUUCCUCCUUUGCACAAUAAAAUUUCUUCAUAAAACUCAUGGUUUUGCUCGUCCAGGAUGGCAGCUGCCCUAACGAUUAGGAGUCCUUUCCUGGUUAUCACAGGCGUCAAUAUUUUUCUGUAUUUUGUUUAUAAUUUUAUUUUUUAAAUAAAAAGUUUAUAAAGAUAAA
This is a messenger RNA of Camelus dromedarius (Arabian camel), 4708 nucleotides long. RefSeq names its product C2 calcium dependent domain containing 5 (gene C2CD5). The record is from RefSeq and is a predicted model, not a curated record. The transcript is spliced from 28 exons. Bases 188 to 3535 code for a protein of 1115 amino acids. Gene Ontology annotation, cellular component: plasma membrane. NCBI's taxonomy places the organism in Eukaryota, Metazoa, Chordata, Mammalia, Artiodactyla, Camelidae. Gene Ontology annotation, molecular function: calcium-dependent phospholipid binding; calcium ion binding. Gene Ontology annotation, biological process: positive regulation of vesicle fusion; intracellular protein transmembrane transport; positive regulation of D-glucose transmembrane transport.